UCCUGUCUGUAGCAAAUGGAUCUUAUUUGUGACGGUUUUAUCAUACCACAAAGAUGGAUUUUGGGGAUAAUGGGUUUCUUUGCUAUCAUGAAUGCGUACAUGUUUCGCGUUGUCCUCUCGGUAGCAAUUACUGCCAUGGUUAAUCCAUCCAAUCAUAAUAAAACGGGUAUAACUGGAGAAGUAUGUCCAGAUCCUGGCAUAAAUUACACUGCACCACGUGUAACCUUUCUGAUAAAUGAUAAGUACAACUGGAAUGAAGAAACUCAAGGAAUCAUUCUUAGCAGUUUUUACUGGGGUUACGUGGUUACUCAUAUACCAGGUGCGAUUUUAUCUGAAUAUUUUGGUGGAAAACACUCCCUUGGAUUAGGAAUACUAUCAACCGCAAUAUUUACUUUGCUAACCCCUUUCGUUGUAAGAUCUGGUAAUUGGCCUUGGUUGGUUGUGUUUAGGGUGCUUGUAGGGAUAGGUGAAGGAUUUACGUUUCCUGCUUUAACGGCUCUAUUAAGUAGCUGGGUUCCAUCUUCGGAAAGGUCUAGAAUCGCAACUUUGUCUUAUUCGGGAGUUCAAAUCGGAACUGUACUCGGGAAUUCGUUAAGUGGACUUUUCAUAUCUUCUACCAAUACUUGGGCUUCACCAUUCUAUGUCUUUGGAGGGAUUGGGAUUAUAUGGUUCGUGAUUUACUCCCUCAUUUGCUACUCCAGCCCAGAGAGCCAUCCAUUCAUAAGCGACAAAGAGAAAGCAUUUCUUGAAAAAGAAAUAGAAAAGGAUUCAAAGAAAAAUAAGAAAAUACCAUGGAAACACUUACUGACAUCGUGGCCGCUAUGGGCACUGAUCCUGGCUCAAAUUGGCCAUGAUUGGGGACUUUUCGCAAUGGUGACCGAUCUCCCUAAGUAUAUGAAGGAUGUACUCAAGUUUAAUGUCAAACAAAGUGGACUCUGGUCUUCCUUACCUUACAUUGCAAUGUGGAUUGUCUCUAUAACGUCAGGAUGGUUAUGCGAUUGGCUUAUAAAUAGAGGAAUCAUUGGAAUAAACUUUGCAAGAAAAUUUUUCUCAACUCUCGGAGCAUUGGGUCCAGGAAUAUUCCUGGUGAUGGCAUCUUACGCAGGUUGUGACCGGUUAUUAGCCGUAGCCUACUUUACCAUAGGAAUGGGUACAAUGGGUUUCUACUAUUGCGGAAUAAGAGUAAACGCUCUUGACUUGUCACCUAAUUAUGCAGGAAUAGUUAUGGCAUUUGUAAAUGGUGUGGGUGCAGUAAGUGGAAUGAUCACUCCCUACCUUAUUGGAGCCCUCACGACCAACCAAACAAUAUCCGAGUGGAGAAUAGUCUUUUGGUUGACCUUAGCAGUAUUGCUCAUCACAGACGUAACAUUUAUAUUUUUCGGUAGCGGGAAAGUACAAGCAUGGGAUUCCAAAAUAGAAAAGAAUGUCGUUAAAGUAGAUCCUACUUCCAAGGCAGAUUUUUAUAAUAAUUGUGAAGAAAUACAAACUAAGACUGAAAAACUUUAGUUCAUAUGUAUUUAGGAAUAGUUUUAUUAAAUAAUAAAGUGAUUAUUGUAAAUUAACAAAGCAAAAUGAAAAUGGUCGUACCUACUCAAAUUCCAUAAAUGGGAUUAAAAAUUGGAUACGCAUACCAACGUUAAACAAUUGGUGUUGAGUGCAUACCUAAUACUAUUUUUGAAAUUGUAGGUGUCAAUACUUGUUUUUUACUUUAAUAAUUUUAGCAUAUGUACAACAAAUGUAAAUAUAGUAAAUAUAUAGACAAAAAUCACUACAAAAACAU
Agrilus planipennis (emerald ash borer) is the source of this 1780-nucleotide messenger RNA. Its product is annotated as sialin. The record is from RefSeq and is a predicted model, not a curated record. Gene Ontology annotation, molecular function: transmembrane transporter activity. Bases 16 to 1506 code for a protein of 496 amino acids. Gene Ontology annotation, biological process: transmembrane transport; monoatomic anion transport. Lineage: Eukaryota; Metazoa; Arthropoda; Insecta; Coleoptera; Buprestidae. The transcript is spliced from 8 exons.